AUGAUGAUAUAAAUGUUCCUGUGAGCAGAAUUACAAUACAGUCUGCAGUAAACGUUGUAACGUUGCUUGUGAAACUAAAACAAUUUAUUUACCAUGAAGGAUGUUAAAGUAACAUAUUUCGACGGCGCUGGCACCGGUGAGGCGAUCCGAUGGCUCUUAACUUACGGAGGUCAGGAAUUCGAAGACAUCCGCGUUGGCUUCGCGGACUGGCCUGCUCUCAAGCCAAAAACCCCACAUGGUGUAGUGCCCCUGCUGGAAUUCGACGGCAAAGUGUACGGUCAGAGUUUUUCCAUUUGCCGUUACCUUGGUAAGAAAUACGGCCUCGGCGGGAAGACUUUAGAGGAAGAUUUAGUUAUCGAUCAAAAUGCUGACUUCUACGCUGAUAUUCGUAACAAGGGAAUUCAAUCAUUCUGGGAGCCUGAUGCGAGUAUAAAGGCAGUAAAACAAGAAGCCCUCGUUAAGUCGGUGUACCCAGAUUUACUGCCAAAGCUGGACAAAAUUCUCCGUGAAAACAACGGUCAUAUGGCUCUAGGAAGGUUGACAUGGGCUGAUUUUGCUUUCGCCGGUUUCUAUGAGUCUUUCAAGCUACAAUCUCUGUAUCCAGACUUUGAUGAGAAGUACCCCAGUUUCAAACAGUUGAGGGACACCGUGGCUAACCUGCCAGCUAUUAAAAAAUAUUUGCAAUCCAAAUCAGAAUAAUUAUAAAUAACUCUACUGUUACUUUGUUACUCUAUUGUUAAUUAAUUUAUAAUGUGAUAAAUUAAAAACUUUCUUUAAAUA
Molecule: messenger RNA, 780 nt
Organism: Papilio polytes (common Mormon)
Lineage: Eukaryota; Metazoa; Arthropoda; Insecta; Lepidoptera; Papilionidae
Product: glutathione S-transferase 2-like
Exons: 5
Coding region: 94-699 (201 amino acids)
Biological process (GO): glutathione metabolic process
Molecular function (GO): glutathione transferase activity
Source: RefSeq, a predicted model, not a curated record